Messenger RNA from Girardinichthys multiradiatus, 3851 nucleotides. Its product is annotated as cdc42 effector protein 3. The record is from RefSeq and is a predicted model, not a curated record. The coding region runs from base 316 to 915 and encodes 199 amino acids. NCBI's taxonomy places the organism in Eukaryota, Metazoa, Chordata, Actinopteri, Cyprinodontiformes, Goodeidae. The transcript has 2 exons.
AUGACUUGAGGACUUUCUGAAAUGGGUUGACUUCUCAAAAACAAAGGUAAAAAAAACAAGCAAAGCCUUCACCUGGAUGCCCUUGUACUCUGAUCACCUUUGGUUUAUCAUUAACGUAAGGUCUUUCACAAGCAACACACCUGAAGGACAUUCUGCAGAGCCGGCUGGAUUUUAAGCUGACUGAAAUAAAAGGAUUCAUUGCCUAAGAACUAAAGGUCCUCACUAAAGCUGAGAAAGAUGGCCUUAUGCAUUUAAGCUGUGUCACCUACUCAGGACUCACAGAGAAGGAAGUCUAGCUCCAGCAAAUCCAUUAGGAUGCCGCUUAAAUCAUCGCUGUACAGAAAUCCAUCCUCUAGUCGCAGGUCCAGCAGGGACCCAAAGAGGAGAGAAGUUAUGUCUGUGAACAUGAUCAGUCUACCCCUCGGUGAUUUCCGACACGUCUCUCACAUUGGGACCAAUGGCCAUAAUGACAGUUUUGGAGAUUUAUCCUUCCUUAAGAUGGGUCACGGCCUGCUCCGACAAAGUUCCAAGAGCGAGCAGAACCUCUUCCUGAACUGCAAGCCACCGCCAAAACCCCCACGUAUGAAUCUGGAUGAAACGGGGGGCAUGCAGAGCCCUGAGUGGUCUGUGGACCAGAAGAGGAAGAAGUGUAGCUCUUUGCCUCUUAUGGACAGUGAAGAAGACGAGAAGUGUGAAAACGAGGAGGCGGAUGAAAGAAGGAAUAACUGUGCUUCUAAUCAGACUCGCAGGCCCGGACGUGGCAGCGUGGGUUCUGAUAGAGACAGAGAGUUUACAGGGAGCUGUGACCAGAUUGAUGUAUUUAACAACGAGGACAGUGGGUUUUCUUUCAGUCUGGACUUGGGUCCCUCGAUCCUGGAAGAUGUUCUCCGGGUUAUGGACAAACUGCACAAUUGAAGAAUCUUCAAUGCUUGAGCUUAGUAAGACAUUGGAUGGUAGAAAAGAAAUUUAACUCUCUCUGUUACUCUUGGGAAACCUUGAUUUAAUAACUAAGACGACAUGAUAAAGUGUAGUAAGGCCAGAAUAACUUUGCUUGCAAUUCUUUUUGCAUGCCUGGACCAGGCCAUCACAGGCUCAAAUAGGGAUGAAGAGUCUACAGAGACCUGUGACCAAACUGACAAACCAAAUGACAAGGACAGUGGAUUUUCAUUCAGUUUGGAUGUGGACCCAUUCAAUCCUGAGCAACGUUCUCCAGAUGAUGGACAAACCUUAUCACUGAAUCACUGUGACAUAUUAAUGGUUUUAGGUGAUGGAGAAGAAUGCCAUGACUUAAUUUGAAGACAACCCUGAUUUUAUUAACAAGGCCACUUGAUAAAAUAAAGGUUAUCUUGUAUAUUUGCUGGUACACAGGAUAAUGUCUUUAAUUGCUUUACUGGCACACAAGCAAAGAAAAUAUGUGAUACAGAAAAACCUUGUUUUUCUAAAGAGGACAUGCAAAAUCGUUCAUAGAACAUUAUGGUAACCGGCAAUUGCCAACAAAAUAAUGGUAAAGAUAACAUAUGAACACUGUUUGAUAUGUAGGCAUUUUAAACUUCAUCUACAUUUCCACUAUUAUAGUCCCCCAAAUCACACAAUACUAGAAGCAGCUGUUAGGAUUUAAGGGUGUUGUGUUUAAGGAAAGAAAGCUGAGGGUGAAAUCCAAGGUCCUUGAGCUGUGAUGUCUCGACUCUUGCCGUGCUUGCCCGUCUAUUGUGUGCACAGGGCAAUUUUUCCUCCGCACGCAUCCCAGAGGCCCCACUCAAAGGUAGACCAAGGCAACCCCCCAUUUCUCAUUCCCAGCAGUACAGUGAAAACAAACAUUUAGCUCUGCUUCCAAUGAAAGCAAGCCAGUGGUGGCAGGUUGGGCAGCAUACCAAGCCAGGCCACAGGUCCAAGACCUUAUAAGAAGAAAGAAAUGGCAGCCCAUGCUGUUUUGUUAGCUGCAAAUCAGAGUGCAAUGACCUGGCUGGUGGCGCUCAAGAAAGAAAGUGGUGACGGGUAACACUAUACGUCUACACAUGCAGUUGGAGGGGGAGAGGGGCCAGAGACAGCCAUUAUUCCAGCAGAGGUCCUGAUGAGCAUUUAAACACAAACGUCUGAGCAAAUGCAUGCUGCAUCUCAUGUAUAUGCAUUGCAUUUUCUUCACACAUAAUCCAAGUGGGAAUUUGUGCAGACAUCAAAGGUCCACCACUUUCCUUGGUUUAUACUUUAGUGGGGGGGUGACAAGAUGAUCUUUGGGACAAGCCCAGGACCAGUUAAAUUAUUUGGCACCCUAAAGGUCACGCAGGAAAUGCACAAACCACAAAAGUCCAGCUUCAAGCAAUAGAUUUAGAAUUCUACGCAAGUCCAAAUAGAGACAGCAUUAUGUUUGGAUACCUCUACAUCGUAUGUCUGUUUUUGUGCCUUCAGUUCUUAACUGAAUAUGUCUGUUUCUUGUACAUGUUAUGACAUACGUUUUUUUGCAUUGUAAAAAUACCAUUCUGUUCUUUGGUUGGUUAGGCAAAAAAUGCACUCCAUUUAGAUUCCACCAUUGGUUGUUUUGUGGAUAAACUGAAUGGGCAUUUUUACACAAGGAUGUACUGACAUGUACUUGACUUCUCAGCACAACAAGCCUUUUGGGGCUUGUUGUGGAUGGAAUACGUUUUGUAUGUCACUGAUGUCCACCAUCUUUUUUUUUCUUAGAAAUCAUAGUCUUGAAUAAGACUAGCAGCACAAUGAAUAAAGGUGGAAAUGUGUAGAAAUCUACAUUAAAAGAAGCCUCUAUGCUUACAGCCAAAAAUACUGCAUCAGAGAAAGAGAGUUUAUGGAACAACUGGUUUAAAUGAUUUUCACUGAUCUGAUGCAUGCCUAACUCAAAACAACAAAGGUGGAGCUUACCAGGUGUGGUUAAAGUGUCAGUUAAAGCUGGAGACUAGUUAGCAAGAGUGACUCAUGAUGAUCAAAGCUCUGUUUCUUCGUAAUUGAAAGAAAACUUGUACAAAGUAGUGCAGCUGCCAUAAGAACAAAUAAGAAGAGUUAAAACUUCAAAUGUACAUUCUGCUUAUAUAAAAAAAAAAAAAAACUUCAAAACAGAGCAGAGUCCUUCCUGGGCAGCCUGAACUCAACUAAAAACCUAAACCUAGAGUAAACUAUAAUACUAAAAAAACAUAUCGUCCUGAAGAAUGAGUCUUCUGAGUAAGUUUUCAUUGGUUCUGAUCUAAAUCACACACUUCGGCUUGGAAAACAUGAGACAGACACCAUCGCCUUCAACUCCACUAAAAGGUGUCUUAAUGUGUUUUAAUGGAGAUCAACCGUGUCUUAAAAGUAUUUAAACCACCAGACAUUUUUCACAUUUUGUCACAUUUGAACCACAGCUCCAAUUAUUGUUAUGUUACAGACCAACACAGAGUGGCACACAAUUGUAAAGCAGAAGGGAAAUAAUACUGAUAAGUGUUGCAUGCAAAUGUCUCUAUGAACUGUGCAGAUGUAGUGAGAAAAAUAUUUGCCCAUUCUUCUUUGCAAAGCAGCUGAAACUCAGAACAAAAAAAAAAAACAUAACAGUCAAGAGAUUCUCAGCACCUGAGCUGAGGAUCUCUGCAGCUCAAAUUACUAACAAUUUGUUACCUCUGAAGGCAACUGGCUGUACUGGAUGUUAUUUAGGGGAAUCAGAUUAAACGGGGCAGAACACAGAUGUUGACACACUUGGCAUUUCCUUCCACUUCUUAAUUAUGCAUUACUUUGUGUUGAUCUUUGUGUUGUGGCUGUAAAGUCAAACUAUGACUAACGUUCUCAAAUGUAAAUGUGGCUGCAACUUAAUAAGCACUUACCCCACAGCCCUAAUGUUAUGUUUGCAUAAUAUAGUCUCUAAGAAAUGA